Cicer arietinum (chickpea) is the source of this 798-nucleotide messenger RNA. The record is from RefSeq and is a predicted model, not a curated record. Lineage: Eukaryota; Viridiplantae; Streptophyta; Magnoliopsida; Fabales; Fabaceae.
AUGGCAUUGUUAUGGAAUGAUGAUAAUCACAGAUCAGCGCUACACCACAUUCAAAAUUUUGUAACCGGGUUUGGUAACGUAUCACAAAUAGAAAGUUAUAAAAUAGAUAAUUCACUUGUUACAGCUUUAGUUGAAAGAUGGAGCCCUGAAAUCCACACAUUUCAUCUUCCAACGGGUGAAUGUACCAUAACAUUAGAAGAUGUUGCGUUGCUUCUUGGCUUACGUGUUGGGGGUAAAGCUGUAACUGGAUCAACUAUGGUGUCAUGGGCAGAUGAUUUUUUAGAUUUGUUAGGAGUCAUGCCACCUGAAUCACAAAGAAAAGGGAAUUUUAUAAAAUUAAAAUGGUUGAGAGAAACAUUUUUAAUGUUAACUCCAGAAUCAUCUAAUGAAGAAAUAAUUAUACAUUGUAGAGCAUACAUUUUACAAUUGAUUGGCGGCAUAUUAAUGUCUGACAAAUCCCACAACAGAGUACAUAUUAUGUGGUUGCACUUGUUGAGAGAUUUGCGAGAGACAGGAGAAUAUAGUUGGGGUUCAGCGUGCUUGGCCACACUUUAUAGAGAAUUGUGUCAUGCAGCUGAACCCGGUGUUAUGUCGUUCGACAGAUGUUCAUAUCUACUUCAAACGUGGGCAUGGUACCAUAUGCCGUUUCUUGCACCAAUAAGUAAUCUUGAGCCUCGUUUUCCAUUCGCAAAAAGAUAUAGUGGAAAGGGUAUGAAAUUUGGGGAUACACCUCGUUAUCAUACCGAUGGAUAUCGAUCAAAAAUUGAUCAUAUGACUGUUAACGAUGUAAUAUAUUAA